This is a messenger RNA of Aspergillus piperis CBS 112811, 908 nucleotides long. RefSeq lists its product as uncharacterized. The transcript has 2 exons. The coding region runs from base 92 to 868 and encodes 258 amino acids. The record is from RefSeq and is a predicted model, not a curated record. NCBI's taxonomy places the organism in Eukaryota, Fungi, Ascomycota, Eurotiomycetes, Eurotiales, Aspergillaceae.
CUAAGGAUAUAAUUAGCUCAUUGGUCUUUCCUCAAACUACCCGAAACUCAACUGUUUCCAACCUGCCUUCCAAUUCACCAGGAGUUACGCCAUGGGAAAACGACUCUCUAGUGUUUUCAAUACUCGAAUUAUAAAGUUCGAGGUCGGCCCAAGCAGGAAGGAGUUUCUCCUCCACUCUGGAUUGUUUAGAGAUAAAGCAGGUUCUUGGGGCCUAGAGGAAUGUGGUGAUUCAACAUCUUCUGGCCAUGACAUGGUGAACAUAAGUGAACCUGUCGAGGAUAUCUUCAAAUUUGUCUGCGAAUAUUUAUAUACGGGCGACUAUCAAAUCUUUCAACCUCGUCACUUUGUCCAAAUUCCACGACGACGCAGCUCCCUGUUGGAGGGGCGCGGAAUAAGUCUGAAGGACAACUACUUUGAGAACAGUGCAUCCGUGGAACGAGCCUCGCAUUACUUUAUCAGAAGGCUAAGGUCCAAGCCGGACCAUCCGCUAAGUAUCAGCUGGGCAGAUUACAGCGAUGUCUUACUGCAGCAUGCGCGCCUCCAUCAUUUUGCUGGCCAACGCGGAUUGGAGGAGCUAAGUGAUAUAAGUCUCUACAGGCUAUUACACGUGCUUCACGAGUUUCCUCUUCACGAAAGGCGGGUCGGACAUGUCUUGCAGUUGUUACGUCUCGUAUUUCAGAAUACACCAGAGAUGUCCGAGGAUAUUGAGAAGUUGAUGGUGGAUUUCACUACCGCACACAUAAAAGGCCUCGUCGAGGUGGAAGAAUUCCAACUGCUUUUGGAUGAACUACCUUCAUUGAGUCGCCGUAUUCUGUUUAACCUGGCCACAUUAUCUGCACUAGAAGUCGAUAGCAGGCGUGGGGAUUGAGGGUUUGCAUAAUGUGGGAUAUAUUUGGGCGAUGUUCGCA